Molecule: messenger RNA, 1705 nt
Organism: Brassica rapa (field mustard)
Lineage: Eukaryota; Viridiplantae; Streptophyta; Magnoliopsida; Brassicales; Brassicaceae
Source: RefSeq, a predicted model, not a curated record
UACAACAAAACCAAAGUGCUGCAAAAACAGAACCAACACUUUGCUGCUACUUAGUACUUACAACUAAACUAAACUCCUCUCUCUCUCUCUCUCUCUCUCUCUCUCUCUCUCUCUCUCUCUCUUCGACUUUCUUCCAUUGGGAUACGCAAUUUGCUACGCCACUCUCCUAUCUUCUUUUUGCACAUCGCUUCUUCUAAUCUUCGUUCAUGCUGCUCGCCGGAGCAUCUUGUGUUGUUUCCCAAACCUAGUUGCACUCUUGUCGGUUGCAUCUCAGAUUGUGACACCACCGCUGCAGAUUAGUGCUCUUAUUGAGUAUAUCUAUAGCUUCCUUAGUGCUCUAUAAACCCCAAGGUGAAUAGCUCAUCUCAUGCUCCUCCAGCUGUUUUUCUUUUCAGAGCACACCUAAUCUCUCACUUGCUUACUCUGAGGUUUGAACUGGCUAGAUCCCUAAAGUCGAUAUCUUUGGUCGUAGCUCAAAUCAGUUUUCCAAUGGAUAAUCAUUCUUUGCCGCCGAGCACUAGCACCACCGGACUUGCGUUUCCAUCUUUGGUGGCUGGAGGAGUCAAACCUGAAGCUGCUUUGGUCAUGGAUUGGUCUGUUGAAGAGCAGUAUGUGUUGGAGAACGGCCUUGCAAAGUUGAAAGAUGAACCCAAAAUUUCGAAGUAUGUAAAGAUUGCUGCAGCUCUACCAGAUAAAACUGUAAGGGAUGUAGCUCUGAGGUGUAGAUGGAUGACGAGAAAACGGAGAAAAAGAGAGGAAAACAGUGCUGGGAAGAACAUUACAAAUAGAAAGGUGGUGGAUACAUCCCCAGAAUUGAACAUGCUAGCCAGUUUGCCACAACAAAAUGCUUUAUAUGCCAUGAACAAUAACUACCACAGUACACACAUGCCUUUUGAAGGUAUAAGUGAUGCAGUAUUGGAUCUUCUCCAGCAAAACGCUCAAGCUUUUAGUCAAAUUUCAUACAACCUCUCUGCCUUCAAGCUGCAGGAUAACAUCAGUCUCUUUUAUCAGGCAAGAAACAACAUCAGCGCCAUUCUGACUGACAUGAAGGAGAUGCCUGGUAUCAUGAGUCGGAUGCCGCCUCUACCUGUUUCAAUCAACGAUGAUCUUGCAAGCCGUUUAUUGCCGAGUACACAACAGCCAAUAUCGUACACCAUGCAACCAAACAUCCACAUGAAGCAAGAGCCGAGAAGUUGAUGGAAGAAAGAUGGAUUUUCACCGAUGCUAAAGAAAAUAGCACAAGUACCUGGUUAAGUGGCAAUGUUUCCGUGAUGAUCGACAUGGCACAGACACACGAGGGUUUAUCAACUGCAGACACUGCUCCAGAACAAAGACGAGAUCUGACACUCGGCACUGGUAUAACAGUUGAGCUCUCGGGUAGUUUGACUGAGAAGAAUGAACUACAAGCCAAGGUAAAAAAGUCUUUGGCCUUCAGUAGAACAUAAGAUGAUUCCUUGAAAGUCAUAACAGAGUUCCGGCAUGGGUUGAUGGAGCGCUGAUGUAAUCUUGUUGAUGUUUAAAUCAGUAUAGUGAACAGUUAGUUCUUUUGAGUUUGGUCUUGAGAGGCUGCUUUUGUGUAAUACACAUGCUCCUUGCCUUGUUGCACUGAAUAUAAGACCUUCGGUUCUAGAGAGAGACUUCUUUAAAAAAGUUUUUGUAUUCCGGAAUCUCUAUUUUAUAUUGGACCGGGUCUGCUAUUUAACCU